AUGGCUACACCUUAUAUCAACACCCCGGGCACCGAUCGUGGCGACGCGACCUUCUUAUCGCACCACAACCUCGACCUGUCCUUCGCACAGCCAUUUGCUUCGCCGUCGAAGAAUGCCGGGGAGAACCUGCGCAAUCACAUGAAGGGCAUGCGCAGCAUAUCGCAGCCCCUCAAAACCCCUUGGGCACGUAACGCGCUGGUCGAUCGUCGAAAUCCUGGUGGCGUGUCAAAGUCGCAGGAGUUCACACCAUUGCUGAAGAGUGCGCAGAGGAACCAGAUGCUGCACCGGAGUGUGCUGGAGGACAAGGAAAACACUCAUGCCGAGAGUGACAUGCCUACGCCUGCUGGCUUUCGGUCAAGCUAUGCUGAGCAGGCCACACAACUGCCGGUGGACUCUUCAAUACUGGACCCUGACGAUACAAACAGCUCAGCGAACGGCAACCGCCAAAGUACGCCCGUCCCUCCUGCCGCCAGCUCAAGUAUGCUCGAUUCGACACCAAUGCCACAAGUGCCACAGCGAGGCGAAGGUGGUGUUCUUAAUCAAGGCAAUGGCCUGACCUUGCGCGACCAGGAAGCCAAGCUGGACCAGAUCCAGAAGGACAACUUCGGCCUCAAGCUGAAGAUACACUACCUUGAGGAAGCACUGCGGAAGACCGGCACAUCUUUCCAGCAGGCGACGAUCAAAGAAAACGUCGAGCUCAAGACUGAGAAGGUUACGUUACAGCAGGACAUGACGAGACAGCGGAAGCGACUCCAAGACGCAUCGCAACAGCUUGAAGAAUAUCGACAGAAGUAUGAGGAGUAUGUCAAGUGGGUACAGAAGCGACAUGCCAAUGAGCGUGAAAGUGAGGAGCUGGAGCGUCUGGCAAAGCUCGCGGAGGAGAACCAGCGUAUCGCACAGGAACGUGAAAAGGAGCUGGAGAGCAUGCGACGGAAGCUCGACAAGGCAGAGAAGGCACAGGAUGGUGAGCAGGGCCGGGCUGCCGAGGAGCUGGACGAUUUGAAGGAAGAUAUGCAGUCUCUGGAAGCAGACCUACGGGAGCGCGAUAGGCAGCUUGACGACAGGAGGGAGGAGCUAGAGAAACUGCAGGAGCAGCUUAGCACGACAGACUCCGCGACAGCCAAUGCUAAUCACUUGCAAGAAGACAUCCAGGAUCUCGAGACGGAGCUGAAGGGGAAGGACGAAGAGCUGGGAGCUAAGAAUGCCGAACUGGACUCCCAGAAGGAGAGGAUCACCGAGCUGGAGGAGCGCGUUAACCAGGUGUAUGAUCGCGAGAAGUCGACCAAGAAGCUACGUGGCGACGUCUCCGGAUUGGAGGUCCAGCUUCGAGAGCGACAGAAUGCCCUAGACGAAAGCGAAGAGCAAGUCCGUUCACUGGAGAAGCGACUGCAGUCUGUCGAGGCCGGUAAUGCUGCUGAAAUUCGUCAGCAUGAUGAUGAUCUGCGUGCUGCGCAGUCAGAUCUGGCCGAGAAGGAAGGCGAAUUUCGACAGCGUGGCGACGAUCUGCGUAAUGUGCAGAGAGAACUUGCCGACAAGGAUGGUGAAAUUCAAGCCUUGCAGGAGCGACUACAGGCUGCACGCGGGAGCUGGGAUGCUGAGGCUCAGGAGACUGACGCUCGCAUUCAGGCCAAGGAUCGUGUGAUCCAAGAGAAGGAGGCUCGACUUCGCGAGAAGUCACAGGUCAUUGAGGAGCGUGAUGAGGAGCUUGCGGAUCUGCAGAAGCGUCUGCGAGCUGCAGAAGGCAAGCAAGAUGAGGCCACACGAGACCAACGCCAGAAGAUUCAUGAUCAGGCUGAGCAGGUCCGAGAACUGCAGGAGAAGGUCCGUGUCGCGAGUGCAAGCUCCCAAGCCAAGUUGAACAAGAAGGACGGCCUCAUUCAGUCCCGCGAGGAGGAGCUGCAGACACUGCAGAGUCGCAUCAGUGCCCUUCAGUCUGGUGAAAGUGCGCAGCUUCGACAGAAGAGUGAGCAGGUCCGCGAACUCGAGACGUCGCUCAAGCAACAGGAGAAUCAGGAAAAAGAUCAGUCCCGACAGAUCACGUCACUGAAAGCUCGUCUCGGUGCAAUGGAAACACCAUCAAAGAAAGACAGCUUGAUCAGACAGCAAUCAGAACAAGUCAGAUCACUUCAACAGCGAUUGCAGAAGCUCGAGGAAGACAAGGACACCGAGCUGGACGAGCUGGAUCAGCAACUGCAGAACAUGGAGGCUGACAACGUUAAUCUACACAAGACGAUCGCCGACUUGAAGAAGCGUGGUGAGGCUGCAGAGCGAGAGCACAGCAUGCUAGGUCAUCGCGACGAGGACCUGGAAGCCAACCAGCAGCGCAUCAACCAGCAGCGCAUCAACCAGCUGGAGGAUGAACUCGAGGCCCUCCAGUCUGGCCUUGAAAAGGCCAACUCCCGUGCUGAGUCAACUUCUGCCAAGGAUCACAGUAUACUUGGACACAAGGAUGAGGACAUCAAGACCCGCCAAGCCCGACUCGACGAGCUAGAGGAUGAGGUUCAGCGUCUACAGCAACAGCUCCAGAAAGCAGUCGAAGAACGUCAAAGCGACGUACGAAGUCUCGAGCAGGAGCUUGCGCUUGCUCAUGCGAAUGGCCAAGGCGACGUCGAACAAGCACAAAUUCGACUGCAGAGUCUGAAGGCCGAAUUGACUGCUGGACACGCUGAAGCCAAGCAGGCAUUGGAAGAUGAAUUGCUCGUGCUUAGUGCGGAUUUUGACAGUCUCGAGACUGAGAAGAUUGCAUUGCAGCAGCGUGUGGAGGAACUCGAGAGCGAGGUGAAGACUGCCUGGAGAGCGAAGGACAACGGCACUCCAGCUCGCGAACGCAAUGAUCUGCGUCUGAGACUCAAGACUGUCGAGAGUGAUCGCGAUGCCCUCAAGGCUACUGUCAAGAGUCUUGAGUCUGAAGUAGAUGCCGCGCUGAAGUCUAAGACAUCUGGUACACCAGCUCGGGAGAGGACAGAGCUUCGUCAGAAGCUGAGAGAGGCUGAGGCCAAGGUUGAUCGUCUUCAGGAUCGUGUUGACGAGCUCGAGACGGAGCUGCAAUUCGCACAGCAGGAGAAGACCAUUGCUGAGGAGCGCAUGGAUCUGCAUGACUUGAUCAAGCAAGCCAAGAUCGAGGCUGAGGAGCUCCAGCUCCAACUUGCGGAUCGCGAUCGAAAGAUCGCUGCGGCAACGAGGAAGGAGCAUGAUCUCCGUGCGCAGCUUGACGUCGCCAAGACUGAUGUUGAGGACCUUAAUGCUCAGAUAUCGGAGAUGGAGAGCCGAGCACUGUCUUCCUCAGGCAAAGAGCGCGAGCUACGCAGCCAGCUUCGAGAGCUUAAGGACGCCAAAAUCCAGAUCGAGGAGCUAGAGGCACAGGUCGGCGACCGCAGAGGCUCCUCUUCUGGCCAUGCCAGGCGGGAGGUCGAGCUACGACAGUCAGUCCGCGAUGCGAAGAUUGAGCUCGAGAGCCUCCAAAUUGAGAUGGCAGAGAAGGACGAGCGACUUCAGUCUGCUAUUCGCAAGGAGCAGGAGUUGCGCGAACGCCUGAAGAAGUCCCGCUCAGACGACACCGUCCAGCAGGAUCUCCAAGGCCAACUUGACGAUGCCGACCUCGAGCUGCAGACCCUGCAAACUCAACUCCAUGAUCGCGAGACCAAGCUCAGGACUGCUAGCAAGCGGGAGCAGGAGCUUCGUGCACGUUUGCAGAGUCUACAGCAAGCUGCAGAGAACGACAAGACGCUGGAUGAGAAGCACUGGAACAAGCAGCUUGUGGUGGCCGAAAAGCGCCAUGAAGGCGAGUUGAAGGGUCUGGCGAAACAGAUCCAGUUCCUGCGAGCCAAGUGUGAGCGCGAAGAGGCAUUCCGAGCGGAUCUGGCGUACAGUAAGAGUUUCUUCUUGAUGCAGGUGCAGAUGUACCAGAAAUGCAACGAACUCGACCUUCGCCUUCUAGAGGACAUGGGCAUCACACCCGAUAUCUCCUUUCGCGAGCGGAAGCACUCCCUCAAAACUGUUGGGUUGAUGGUGAUGGCUACCGUGCGUAUGAAGAAGAUGCAGCAGAGUUGGGCGGGGAGUAAGAAGGUACAGGAGAGUUUGGUGAGGAAGUUGGAAGGGAUGAGGAGGAAGAAGGAGGUGAAGUAG
This is a messenger RNA of Recurvomyces mirabilis, 4125 nucleotides long. RefSeq lists its product as uncharacterized. The transcript has 2 exons. The record is from RefSeq and is a predicted model, not a curated record. Gene Ontology annotation, cellular component: microtubule organizing center. Bases 1 to 4125 code for a protein of 1374 amino acids. NCBI's taxonomy places the organism in Eukaryota, Fungi, Ascomycota, Dothideomycetes, Mycosphaerellales, Teratosphaeriaceae.